GAUGAUAUUAAACUAAUGAAAUAUCUUGGGGUCGAUGCCUAUAGAAUGUCAAUAGCAUGGUCUAGAAUCUUACCCAAGGGUUCCUUGAAAGGAGGAGUGAACAGGGAAGGGAUCAAGCAUUACAACAAUGUCAUCAAUGAACUCCAUGCCAAUGAUAUUCAACCAUUUGUGACACUUUUCCAUUGGGAUCUGCCACAAGCUCUAGAAGAUGCCUAUGGAGGAUUCUUGAGUCCCCAUAUAGUGGAAGACUACACAAACUAUGUUGACAUUUGCUUUAGAGAAUUUGGAGACAGAGUGAAACAUUGGAUUACAUUAAAUGAACCAUUCUCUUAUGCAUAUGGAGGUUAUGUGGCUGGAUUUUUCGCACCUGGCCGUUGUUCGUACCCUGACGGAAACUGUACCGCAGGAAAUUCUAGUACAGAGCCAUAUGUUGUUGCCCAUAACCUUCUCCUUUCACAUGCAUCAGUAGUGAAGUUGUACAAGGAGAAAUAUCAAGCCUACCAAAAGGGAUUGAUUGGCAUUAGCCUUGUUACCAAUUGGAUGGUUCCUUACUCUCCUUCGAAAUCCAACCACGAUGCUGCGCAAAGAGCCAUUGACUUUAUGUUUGGAUGGUUUUGGGAUCCAAUUGCCUUGGGUGAUUAUCCAUUGAGCAUGAGGGCUUUAGUGGGAGAAAGGUUGCCCAAAUUUACCAAGGAGCAGUCACUGAUGUUGAAGGGAUCAUAUGAUUUCUUGGGGUUGAAUUAUUACACCACCAAUUAUGUGUUCAAUGCUCCCAGUGAGAGUAAUGUACUAAGCUACAGAACUGACUCACAAGUUAACUACACAGGAAUGAAGAAUGGAAAAUUGAUCGGCCCACAGGCGGGUAUCGGUUUUCUCUACAUAUAUCCAAAGGGUCUUAAAGAUCUUCUCGUUUAUAUUAAGAAAAGAUACAACAAUCCCCUCAUUUAUGUCACAGAAAAUGGUGUAUCUGAGUUUAACAACGCGUCGAUUCCUCUUAAGGAGGCCCUUAAUGACCAAAUGAGAGUAGAAUUCUACAGAGGACACACUCAUUACCUUCAUCGGGCGAUUCAGAAAGGAGUGAAUGUAAACGGCUACUUCCCUUGGACAUUGAUGGAUGAUUAUGAAUGGUACCUUGGUUUCUCUGUUCGUUUUGGCCUUGUUUUCGUGGACUACAAGACUUUGAAGAGGUAUCCAAAACUCUCUGCUUAUUGGUACAAGAACUUCCUCAAAGGCAGAAUCCACCAUUAA
Molecule: messenger RNA, 1248 nt
Organism: Amborella trichopoda
Lineage: Eukaryota; Viridiplantae; Streptophyta; Magnoliopsida; Amborellales; Amborellaceae
Source: RefSeq, a predicted model, not a curated record